AUGGAACAAUCUAGUGAAAAUCAAAGAGUGAGUUGGAGGAAUAUGGAUGUAGUAAAAACUUUUUUGGAGACUUGUAUUCAAGAAGUUUCUCUAAAUGGAAGACUUGGAAGUAGUUUGAAGCCAGAUUCGUGGAAUAAAGUUAGACAAGUGUUGGAGACUACUCAUUCUUUCAUUGCAAAUCAAAAGCAAAUGAAGAAUCAUUUUGAUUAUCUAAAGGAUAAAUAUCAAGCUUGGUUUCCAAUAACUAAGAAAACAGAGACUAUUUAUGAUCCUACAACUAAUACCAUUCUUAUGUCAAAUGCUGAAUGGGAUGAAGCACUCUUUGAUGGUACUACUGCAACCGGAGUUUAUGGUUGGAGUCCUAGUUGUACAAUUCCUCGACCUGUUACCUCAUCUACAUCUCCUAAUAUGGAGACAGAUGCUUUUUCUGAAGAAAGUGCACCUAGUAACCAAAAUGAUGACGCUGUAAACACUUCUCCAUCUCAAUAUUCAAAUCCUUUAGGAGGACAAAAGAAGAAAAGAAAGCUCUCGUCUCAAUAA
Humulus lupulus (European hop) is the source of this 540-nucleotide messenger RNA. RefSeq lists its product as uncharacterized. The transcript is spliced from 2 exons. NCBI's taxonomy places the organism in Eukaryota, Viridiplantae, Streptophyta, Magnoliopsida, Rosales, Cannabaceae. The record is from RefSeq and is a predicted model, not a curated record. Bases 1 to 540 code for a protein of 179 amino acids.